UUAAGCUCCCGGCCCAUUUGCUAAACUAGGCGCCAACUCCUCGCCGCCUCCCGCGAUUUCCUCCCCAAUCCAUUUCGCUCCUCCUCCGCCCCGUCGACGAACAGAGCGGUCCGUGCCAUGCCGCGGCAGGGGCGACGGGGAAGAGGGCGCGACCGGCCGGGCCGCGCCUGAGCGAGGUGGGGUGAUCGGGCGGCGCCAAUGGACGAGUCCGGGGACGCCGGCAGGGGAGGGAGGGGCGGCGGGAGGUCGAGGCAGAAUGGGGGCCGCUCGUCGGUUCGGCUCGGCGUGCGGAUGGAGUUCAGGUUCUCCGGCUUCCACGCCGUUCAGGUACCAGUAGUAUCAGACAGGCUGCUCAUUACAAUCACGUCAGUAGACAGUGGAAAAACAAUUGCCAAGUCAAGUAAAGCGGCUGCUAUUAAUGGAGCCUGUCAAUGGCAUGACUCCAUCCUGCAAGCAAUUCGGUUUCCUAAAGAUGAAGUGUCACACGAAUUUCAGGAGUGCCAGUGCAAGAUUGUUGUUUCCAUGGCAUCAACAAGAACUGCUGUUCUUGGGGAAGCGUACCUAAAUCUGACGAACUAUCUCAGUUCAUCAGACUCCACUGACAUCUCUUUGCCAUUGGACAAGUGCAAUUCUGGCACAGUUUUACAGCUUAAGAUUCAAUGUCUUGGUGCAAAAUCUAAAUCAAGUGGGAAAUCAUGGAAAGAGCUAUCUUCUAAUCUUAAGGAGAGUCCAACCAAUGAUGAGAUGGACAAAAAGCCAGACGUCUUUGACAUUCUGUUGAAGUUGAACAAGGGUGCUCAGUCUUUGUCAGAAAAUAAUUUAGAAGCUGAUAAUGCAGAUGAAUCUGGAAAUAGGGAUGCAAGUUUCUCAGCAUCAAAGUCUCAUGGUGAUGAUUCAUCCAAAAAUCACCUUGACACCGCCGAAGAAAAACUUGAGGAAUUACGUAACGCGGCAAAAAUGUGGGAGAGACAUUCUCGCAAGUUGAAAAUUGAACGGAAGACAUUGAAGAAUGAGUGUGCUGACAAAUCCAAGCAACAGGCUGAGCUAGAACGGCAACUUUCUGCUUCACUUUCUGAACAGGAUUCCUUGAGGCAAGAAAUUGAACAAGUAACAGCCCAACUGAACAAGACCCAAGAGACCAAUAUAGAGCUUGUUUCCAUUCUCCAAGAACUGGAAGAAACGAUAGAACUGCAGAGAGUGGAAAUGUCCAAACUUCCCCAAGUGAGUGAUGUGGCUGACCACGAGGUCUCCAAAAGUGAAUCGACAGUUCAAGAAGCUGCAGAAUGGGCUAGAAUACUGUCACAAAAAGAAGAUGAAAUCACAGUGUUGAGGGAGAAACUGAACCGUGUUCUCAAAAUGGAGAAUGCAGAUGGUGCAGGCCCAGAUGCUAUUUAUCUUGAAUUGGAAAAAGAAAAUGAUUUUUUGAAGGUCAAAAUGCAGGAGCUUGAGAAUGACUGUUCUGAAUUAACGGAGGAAAAUUUCAGGCUUAUAUACAAGUUGAAAGAAGCGAGUGGGGUGGCGAAAGAAGAGGAUCCCUGCAUUUCUAAUAGUGAAGAAAUGCCCAAUGUGGGGAGCCCAACAUAUAAGAUAAAACACCUAGAGAGAAAAUGUGCUGACCUUGAGUUGAAUCUGGAGAAUUUUAGGUCCGAGUUCAGUGGGCUAGAAGAGAAGUUCCAGAAAAGCCAAGAGGAGUUAAAAGAGAGAACACUUGAAUUAUCUGAGCUGAGGGAAAAGCUCUCCCAUGCCACUGAACUGGAGGGGGCUGACACUGGUAGUUCAAAACAUUACAGACUGAGAAGUGAAGAACCUGAUGAUACUGAAACUGACUUAGAUGUGUUGAAGCGUACAGUUCAGCUGAAAGAACAAGAGAUCGAUGGUUUGCAACACUAUACGAGAGAAAUGGAGAACACCAUUGCUGAUAUUCAGAAAGAGAAGAGUCAGUUAGAGGAACGUUUGGCAGCAUCACUUGAAGAAAGUAGCAUGACUUCAAAAUGCUUGGAUGAAGCGCGUGAAAAUCUCCGUGUGCUUACCAGCAGUGUAGAUUCCCAUGUUUCUGCCAAUGAGGUUCUCGAAACAAAGAUCAGUGAGCUUGUGCGCACAGUUAUGCUGAAAGAACAGGAGAUCGAUGGUUUGCAACUUUGUAGGGGAGAAAUGGAGAACACCGUUGCUGAUAUUCAGAAGGAGAAGAGUCAGUUAGAGGAACGUUUGGCAGCAUCACUUGAAGAAACUAGCAUGACUUCAAAAUGGUUGGAUGAAGCGCGAGAAGAACUCCUUGUGCUUACCAGCAGUGUAGAAUCCCAUGUUUCUGCCAAUGAGGUUCACGAAACAAAGAUCAGUGAGUUUGUGCGUACAGUUAUGCUGAAAGAACAGGAGAUCGAUGGUUUGCAACUUUGUACUAGAGAAAUGGAGAACACCGUUGCUGAUAUUCAGAAGGAGAAGAGUCAGUUAGAGGAACGUUUGGCAGCAUCACUUGAAGAAAGUAGCAUGACUUCAAAAUUGUUGGAUGAAGCGCGGGAAGAUCUCCUUGUGCUUAGCAGCAGUGUAGAUUCCCAUGUUUCUGCCAAUGGGGUUCUCGAAACAAAGAUCAAUGAGCUUGUGCGUACAGUUAUGCUGAAAGAACAGGAGAUCAAUGGUCUGCAACAUUGUACGACAGAAAUGGAGAACACUAUUUCUGAUAUUCAGAAGGAGAAGGAUCAGCUAGAGGAACGUCUGGCAGCAUCACUUGAAGAAAGUAGCAUGACAUCAAAAUGCUUGGAUGAAGCGCGAGAAGAUCUCCUUGUGCUUACCAGUAGCGUAGAUUCUCAUGCUUCUGCCAAUAAGGUUCUCGAAACAAAGAUUAGCGAGCUUGAAAGCCGCAAAGUUGAACUAGAGUUGCUUGUAACAAAGCUGGAACAAGAGAAUAUUGAGUUUUCCGAGUUCAUAUCUGAACUAGAGGCUCAGUUGACUUCUCUCACAAGUGAAGAGGAGUCAACCAGGCUAGAAAUGGAUUAUUCUAUAGCACUUAUCGCAAAUCUUAAGGAUUUAGUAGAACAGCAGCAAGCAGAGAUGGAAGCUCAAAAGCUGGAAAUGAAGCAAAAGCAUUUGGAGUCCCAAACUAGAUUGUCAGAAGUACAAGAGGAUUCGGAGGCUCUAAGAAGAUCAAAUGCAAAACUACAGGCCACAAUUGAUAGUGUUGCUGAAGAAUGCAGUUCUCUUCAGACUCUAACAACUGACCUAAAGAAGCAGAAGCUGGAAUUACAUGACCAUUGUGCACAGCUGGAGCAGCAAUUAGAUCAAUCAAAAAGGAAGACAAUGGAUUUGUUCGAAACAGCAGAGUUCCUAGAGGCAAAACUCUCUACACUUCAAAAAGAGGUAACUUUAAAAGAGCAAUCUUUGCUUUCAGAGCUGGAGAAUAUAUUCCAGGAGCACAAGGAACACGAAGAAAGGAUAAAUAGUGCACAUUUCCUUUUACACAAGAUAGAGAACGAAAAGAUUGGUGAAGUGAAGAAUCUUGAGAGGGAGGUCAUGAACCUUACUGCACAGCUGUCCUCCACAGACGGGGAGAAAGAAAGUGCCGCCUUGGAUAGCAUACAUGAGGUCUCCAUCCUGCGAGCAGACAAGGCUAAACUUGAGGCUAACCUUGAAGAUGUCAGUGCACAAAUGAGACAUUAUCAGUCUCAGUUGGAAGAUCUUCGUACAGAGUCUAAAACCAAAAUUAAAGGCCUGAUUGAUUCGCUUAACGCAUCCAAACAUAAUGAGGAAACGCUGACAACAGAUGUUGAGCAUAUGACAAGAUUGAUGGAAGCUGCUAGAUCCAAUGAAGAAAACUUAAGGAAAACUUCAGACGAACUAGAGUUGAAGUAUAAAUCCAGUGAUUAUGAGAAACAGGAAGUAAUGGAGGAAAUUUCUGGACUAAAAAUCCAGGUUAGCAAAAUGGCAAGCAUCCAAGAUGAAGUUUUCAAACUACAAAGUUCUCUUGAUCAGGCUAAGUUUGAAAAGACAAAAUUAGAAGAGCGUCUGCAGUCACUAUCUGAAGAAUGUGAAGAACUAAAGGUGCAGAAUGCCAUGUUAACAGACAAAGUCUCUUGUAUCCAGAGUACUUUGCAUGAUGCUGAUGAAGAAAAUCGUCAUAAAUCCACUCAAGCAAAGCUUGUAGUAAAUAAGGGUAAUGACGACGCUGCUAAUGACAAUGGAGGUACUCAUGUUAAUGAAGAUCUAGACAUUCACUCAAAGCUAGAAUUACUGGAGACUAGACUUGCUGAUGCAUUGGAGGAAAAUAAAUCAUAUAGGGCGCAGCUGCAAAGUCCAACGGGAGAGGGACAACUCAGUAGCAGGGAUGAAAAGGAUAACAAGGAUGGGAACAGGAUAGCACAACUGGAGUCAGAGCUAAAAGACAUGCAGGAUCGGUUACUCAACGUGAGCAUGCAAUAUGCAGAAGUGGAGGCUCAACGAGAAGAACUAGUUAUGGAGUUGAAAAGUGCAACUGCAAGGAAGGGACGAUGGUUCUAGGGGAUGACGAGCAACUGUGUGCCAUAACCGUAAGGCCCACAGUCCACAGUACAGAUAAUGUGUCAUAAAAUUGGGCUAAACUACACUUAUCAAGUGAUGCGUGAGCGUGAGUACAUCAAUCAGUUUUUAUGUCCUCAUAACGACAUGGUUGUCUAAUUAUCAGGACAUAUUUUGUCGACGUCGGAGGGUACCGGCAUUCCCAGACAACCACCGUGCAAGAGCUGAGUAAUUCCAAGCAAGUGCAGAACUGGAUAUGUGCUCUGAGCUGCACCGGAAGCUGUGCCCCCAAAAGAAUAAAAUGCUCAUGGUUCUCACUUCUCAGGUCUCAGUGAUGAAGCAAUCACAUGGCAACAACCAUUCACAGUUAGCAGUUGGGAGGCCCUACUACACUUAGUCUCAACCGAUUAUUAGUUAUCACAAGCAUAUGUGGUGCUAGGGGAUAGCCUACAAUUCAUCGGUUCAUAUAACCACACAGACCACUCUUCCCUUUACACAGAGCCAACAUAACCGUUGGUUAGUUCAUCUUUGUAAAUUAAUCAACUGCUGAUAAGUGUAGUUUCUCUUGCUGAAUUGUAUAGUUGGUCACGUGAUAUCCUUUUUGUAGGCUAA
Molecule: messenger RNA, 5097 nt
Organism: Triticum aestivum (bread wheat)
Lineage: Eukaryota; Viridiplantae; Streptophyta; Magnoliopsida; Poales; Poaceae
Product: centromere-associated protein E
Exons: 10
Coding region: 199-4488 (1429 amino acids)
Source: RefSeq, a predicted model, not a curated record